AUGUAUAUAAGAAGAAGAAUCAAAGAAAAGAAAGAAAAGGGUAAGAGAGAGAAAGACGGAGAGAGAGCGGAACAAAGGUCAAAGCAAAGCAGUUGGGGGUAUUUGUAUUUGUAUAGGGGUAAUGAUUUUGGAGAUCAGAAACUCGUGAUGAGAAUUUUCUCUCUUUUGAAUCAGAAUGUGCAGAUGCAGGAUCAGAGAUAAUAGAGUAUAGAAGCAUACCAAAGCAGCAGUCCUAGGCAGGUAUUAUCACUGCUCCAUAAGGAAUUUACACCUCCAUCUCUUCCUUUUUUCAUCUCGUGAUCCUUCUGUACUGUCCUUCUGCUCGUUUCUAUUCUGCUGCUUUACACUAGAGAGUUCCAACAAGAUUGUUAUUUAAUUUCUGGGAUAAGUGGAAGCUAAUUUGCAAACUGGGUGUUAGUUUUCUGGGAAAAAGGAGGUGACUUUGGUGGUGUUUUGAGGAGGGGAGAAAUGGGUAGUUGUGGGAGAAGUGGUGCUGUGAGGCAGUAUAUAAGAUCCAAGGUUCCUCGUUUGAGAUGGACUCCCGAGCUUCAUCACUGUUUUGUUCAUGCCAUUGAGAGGCUUGGUGGUCAAGACAAAGCCACUCCUAAGCUUGUUCUUCAGCUCAUGGAUGUGAAAGGACUUACCAUAUCUCAUGUCAAAAGCCAUCUACAGAUGUAUAGAAGCAUGAAGAGUGAUCUGGGCAGCAGACAAGAUAGGAGUUCUACCCAUCAAAGAAGACAAUCUUUUGAGGGUCAUGAUGAUGUGGGUUUGAACCCAUCUCCAAAACCCAUUGAAGAAUCGGAUUCUCACUUGAUCCGCAGCAGUAUUCCUCGCCCUUUGAAAAGAGCUAGAAUAGAUCAGAGCAGCAGGAGUUCAAUCUCUGAUCAGAACCUGCAACGAUGCAGCAGCCAAGGUGCUUGUGAGACAGACUCAAAACCGUACUCUUUUGAUGAUUAUUUUCUGCAGCACAAGGGAAUAAAGGGAGGAAAUGGUGGUUUCACCUCACUAAGUCACAGUCUUUACUCCUUAAAAUAUUCAGUGGAAAGAUCUGAUUUUCAUCUUACGAAUGACAAGGAAGAGGUAGGAAGUGAUAGAAGAUCAGGGCAAGACGAAGAAGAAGAUGAACUAUCCCUGACGCUCUCUCUACAUCGUCCAUCGUUGCAUAGAAGCAACAUUUCGACUGGUUCGUCUUCUAUUAGCGAGAUGAGUGAGGGCUUCACUUCUUCUGGCCAACAUGCUAUAAACCUAGAGUUGUCUAUUGCCCUUUGUGGUACCUGAUGUUUUCCACUGCUAAUAUGUUGCUGUAAAUUAUAUAAUCACUUGCAACUGCCUUUUUUUUUUCUUCCGUUUUUCUGUUUUGGAUUUGUCUCAUCUAUCUUUGCUUAGGCUAGUUUAGCAUUUCAGCUCAACAUUUUUGUAAUAGACAAAUUUCCAUCUACGGUUAGAGUAUAUCUAAAUGUUAAGAGCAUGUUCAUGGUUAAGGGGAAAAAUUCUUACAUCCAUUAGUUAAGGAGAGAUUUAUGGAGUUAAAUGAAAUAUGGAUUAUUUC
Rubroshorea leprosula is the source of this 1549-nucleotide messenger RNA. The record is from the annotation of a GenBank genome assembly. Lineage: Eukaryota; Viridiplantae; Streptophyta; Magnoliopsida; Malvales; Dipterocarpaceae.